AUGGACAUGCUACGCAGGUUGUGUCGGGCAGCUGAACUAUCAAACUGUUGUCAAGAGUACAUGUGUAAGCCUGAUACAUUUUACGCCAGACAUGGGAAAGAUGGGAAACUGCAGGCAGACAAACACCUCGAGAUUGCGAUCCUUGUUGUUUGUGGGUAUGAGAUCCAGUCGAUUAAAAACUGCAUGAUUCGGCUUGCGAGAAUAGGGAGGCUCAUCGGUCAUGGAGGUGAGAAUGUGGCAUGA
Messenger RNA from Alternaria burnsii, 243 nucleotides. RefSeq lists its product as uncharacterized. Bases 1 to 243 code for a protein of 80 amino acids. Lineage: Eukaryota; Fungi; Ascomycota; Dothideomycetes; Pleosporales; Pleosporaceae. The record is from RefSeq and is a predicted model, not a curated record. The transcript has a single exon.